Messenger RNA from Uloborus diversus, 1731 nucleotides. RefSeq names its product piggyBac transposable element-derived protein 4-like. NCBI's taxonomy places the organism in Eukaryota, Metazoa, Arthropoda, Arachnida, Araneae, Uloboridae. The transcript is spliced from 2 exons. The record is from RefSeq and is a predicted model, not a curated record. The coding region runs from base 1 to 1731 and encodes 576 amino acids.
AUGAUAAGUUUGAAUUUAUGGAGAACUGUGUGGAAAAAACGCCCCCUAAGUGAAAAAGAACAGCUCGUUCUAUUAGAAGAUUCUGAUAGUGAUGAAGUCACUUCUGAGGUAAGUGAUGCUGAUUUUUUUCCAUCGGACUCACCAUUGAAUAGUGAAUCAUCAUCCGACUCUGAUUCAAGUGAUGGCAAUAACCAGUUAUUUACAUCGAGCAGUGGUUCGCCUAAAUAUAUGUUUUCAAAAAAUAAAAAAAUUGAGUGGCGUGAUACUCCAUACGCAGGACAUGGAAGAACUUCGUCGGCAAAUAUAAUAAAACUAAAUCCGGGACAAACAUCAUAUGCAACAUCAAGAGCAACAGAUGUAAAAUCUUCUUUUCUGUUGUACUUUACACCUACCAUUGGAAAAAUUAUUAUAGAUAUGACUAAUGUUGAAGGCGCUAAGAUAUUCGGUGAUAAGUGGCAAAAAAUCGAUUAUAAUGACUUGCAUUGCUAUUUGGGACUUCUAAUCCUAGCUGGGGUUUUCAAAUCACAUGGCGAAGCUCUGACAAGUUUGUGGAGUGAAGAGUUUGGACGACCUAUUUUUCGAGCUGCAAUGUCUCUAAAGAGGUUCAAAGUGAUAUCUAGAGUCCUUCGUUUUGACAACAAAAAUACUAGAGCAGAAAGGCGACUGAGUGAUAAAAUGGCUGCUAUUCGAGAAUGGUGGGACACUUGGGUUGAAGUUUUACCUAAAUUAUACAAUCCAGGAAAUCAUGUCACAAUCGACGAACACCUUGUAGGUUUUAGAGGUCGCUGUCCGUUCCGGCAGUACAUGCCAAAAAAAACGUCUAAGUAUGGGAUAAAAAUAUGGAUUGUUUGUAACUCUAAAAGUGCAUAUGCAUGGAAUGUGCUAUUAUACACUGGAAAGCCAAAGGAUGGUCCACCAGAGAAAAACCAAGCUUCACGUGUUGUUUUGGCUAUUACCUAUGGUCUCAGCGGGCAUAAUGUUACUUUCGAUAACUGGUUUUCCUUUUAUGAACUUUCCCAAUUACUACUAAAAAGAAAGGUAACUAUGUUAGGAACAAUAAGAAAGAAUAAGCCGGAACUUCCCAUCGAAUUUACUCAUUCGAAGGGAAAGGAGGUGCAUACCACAAUAUUUGGAUUUACAACUGACACUACAUUAGUAGCAUAUACACCGAAGAAAAAUAUAUGUAUCACUCUAAUUAGUACCAUGCAUAACAAAGGCGAUAUAAGUAAUAGAUCUGAUAGAAAAACAACAAUGAUAUUGGAUUAUAAUUCGACAAAAGGGGCUGUUGAUACUUUAGAUCAAAUAGUAGCAACUUACACUUGCAAAAGAGGAACUACUCAGUGGCCAGUAGUUCUUUUUUACAACAUAAUUGAUGUAUCUGCUUAUAAUGCUUUUGUGGUUUGGCGUGAAAUUAAUCUUUCAUACCAUGAAAACAAAAAGAACAGAAGAAGGUAUUUUGUGGAAGAAUUAGGUUAUGAACUAAUAAAACCUUCACUACAUAAUAGAAAAUUUCUCCCAAGAACUGAAGCAGCCGCAGCAAUUGUUAAGAAAUCACAAAUAGAUCCUACGGAAGAUUCAAAUAUGAAUAGAUGCAAGACUAAUGCAAAAAAAAGAGGACGUUGCAACUUUUGUCCAAGAGAACUGGAUAGAAAAUACAGUGAUAAAAGUCAUAAGUGUUUGAAAGUCACUUGCAAAAAUCAUUUCUAUCAGGUCUGUAACAGUUGUAAAUAA